Molecule: messenger RNA, 2329 nt
Organism: Elgaria multicarinata webbii
Lineage: Eukaryota; Metazoa; Chordata; Lepidosauria; Squamata; Anguidae
Gene: C3H5orf15
Product: chromosome 3 C5orf15 homolog
Exons: 3
Coding region: 28-858 (276 amino acids)
Source: RefSeq, a predicted model, not a curated record
UCCCCUGGCUACUGCUUGUCAUCAAACAUGGCUGCCACCGGGCGAAAGACGGUGGCGGGAGAAGCGCCGUCGCUGUCGUCUUUGGGCCGGACGUUUCUCUUCCUUUUGUUUGUGGCCCUGCGGGUCCGGGGCCAGGUCGAAAACGACACUACACAUGACACACAACUGUCUCAGAAAACUGUUGAACUGAUGGACAGUAAUGCAUCAUCCAAUAGUUCAGCCAUCCAGAACAGUUUGGGGAAUACAACAAAAGAAGGAACGCCCCCAACAUCUUUGAAAGUAGAUGCUUCUCUUGCACCUGGGCCAUCUAUAGCAGAAGAAAAAUUAACCACAUCUCCUGGGCCAGCUUCUGUGAGUCUUAGUCCUGAUUCACAAAUGAAUAUUGGUGUUUCAGAAGACUCAGAUAUUAACGAAGAUGACAUUGCAGAGAAAUACGUGUUCGCUAGUUCCCUACCAGUGGCAAAAGAAACUAUAGAUCCCAAUAUUCCUGCAGGAUAUGAUCUAUAUGGUAUCACAUCUGAUUCUGAAGAUGAUCAAGAUGAUGAAGGCAUUCCAGAAUUGCCAGAAGAGUUGGCAAGCAGCUAUGAAAAUAAGAAGUCAUUUGCUGAUGAGAUGAAGGACUCCCCAGUCUCAGAAUUAGAAAAUGAUAGCCAUUUCUUUUUUCACUUGGUUAUUGUUGUCUUUUUGGUAGCUGUGGUUUACAUCACAUAUCACAAUAAAAGAAAGAUCAUCUUGUUGGUUCAGAGCAGAAGAUGGCGGGAUGGGCUUUGCUCCAGAACAGUUGGAUAUCAUCGUUUAGAUCAAAAUGUUAAUGAGGCUAUGCCUUCAUUAAAAAUUACCAAUGAUUACAUUUUUUAAAAGCAGUGUGAUCAACUUUGCUGAACUACUAAUUUUCUUUGCCUUGUUUUUUAUAUAUAAUGUGCCGGUAUUUGCCAUAAGCAAUGAGCAUGUGCACACUAUUCUUGCCUUGCAGGGUUUUAGCCUUAUAUAAAGGCAAGUAAGGUUAGUAUUUACUUUUGGUGACAGCCAAACUUCAGCAUCAUUGUACAUAGUGCCAUUUUCUGUCACUUUAUUUAUCUUCUUCUGUUUUCCCUUCUGCCUGGAGCAGUCAGUAGUCCUAGUUUAAAACAGCCACAUAGCCGACCAUAUUCAACAUCUUAGUAAAUCUGGCACCAGUGAAUCACAUUAAUUUGGAUCAUGUAUCCUAUUGCUCCCUCAGAACAAACUAUACUUCAAGGUAUCUAUCAGUAUAAAGCUGGGUUCCUUACUUCAAGCCACAUUACUUGUAUAAGGAUCAUGCUUGAAUUAGUCCUCUAUAACAUUUGCCUAGAGAAACAUUUGAAGAGAACAACAUUUUUCUCAUAUUAUUGAUCAACCUAUUUUCUUUCGUAGUUCACAAAUAUCAGUUUUAAAUACUGUUGUUUCUGAGCCCAAUUUUUUCAACCACAUUGUUUACAAAAAACAGAAAAGAAAGCCUUUAAAAUCCAGGAUUAAGAUAAACCUUUUCAGGCUAGAAACUGAGAUGCACAAAACAAUUUGUAGAAUAACAUCUACACUUGUCUUGGUAUGUCUUUUUAUUGUAUUACAAACAUGGAAGCAUCCAAACUUGAAAGAAAGGGUUAUGUCCAGUGAUGUCCAUUCUGCCAGUGAAACAUACAGUGCUUGCAGAAUGGAUUCCCCCUCCAGUCCCCUGUGCCCUCCCCAGAUCUGCUGCAAAUCCUCCAGAGCAGAUUUGGGGGAGAUGCAGGAGAGAGGAGAGGAAGUCUGUUCUAUUGUGUGAGUGGAAAUCUGCUCACAUUAUUUUGAAUGUUUCCCUAAGUUGCUUAAGUAUUAAUCUAAACAAGAUAACUAGUUGCAGGUAUAGACAUGACAUGAUAUUGCCCAUCUUCAGAGAAUACUGCACCAUUUUCUUUAAUUUUGAAAAGAGCUAAAAGCCCUGCCAUUUGGGUUGUACAGGAAGUUCUGGUACGUUAGUGGGUGGGUUUUUUGUUUAUUUUAACUGUAGCUUUGCUAUUUAUUUUCAUUUCUUCAAGUUGUAAAAGAUAUAAGUUAGAAGUUUUUCUUCGAUGCACCCCCUCCAUGGCUGAACAAUAUGUAAAUAGUGAAUUAUAAUUAAUGACUUUAUAUUCAAGUAUUGUAAUAUUCUGAAAACCUCUUAAACCUCUGGCAUCAGAAGAGUUGCAAUGGGCAUGACUUUACCUUAGGAGAUGAAGCAACUGAGCCGAAGCACAAACAAUAUAUGCCAGAACUGUUUCCUUGCAGUAAUUUUUAUUUUACUUGAACUUGUAUUACUUUUAAGAAGAUUUUUCAAAUAAAUUCCAAAUCAUAA